Messenger RNA from Toxorhynchites rutilus septentrionalis, 3594 nucleotides. RefSeq names its product WD repeat domain phosphoinositide-interacting protein 2-like. Gene Ontology annotation, cellular component: extrinsic component of membrane; cytosol; phagophore assembly site membrane. Bases 608 to 2011 code for a protein of 467 amino acids. Gene Ontology annotation, molecular function: phosphatidylinositol-3,5-bisphosphate binding; phosphatidylinositol-3-phosphate binding; protein binding. Gene Ontology annotation, biological process: protein localization to phagophore assembly site; nucleophagy; protein lipidation. The transcript has 5 exons. NCBI's taxonomy places the organism in Eukaryota, Metazoa, Arthropoda, Insecta, Diptera, Culicidae. The record is from RefSeq and is a predicted model, not a curated record.
CAAACAAAAAUCCGAAGCUUCGCUCAGUCUGAAAGGAAAAUUCGUGUGAAAAGGAUCCUCCGUCUCCUUUGUGCAUAUUUUUAGCCAGCCAAUUAGCUAAAAGCAUCUCUCAGCAGAAUAGCAGAAGAGAACUUUGUUAUUUUUCAUCAAUUGUGCAAUUUUUCAUCUGAUUUUCUUCGGACUCCUUGCUGGGAAAAUCAACGCAAAUAGUGUGCAAUUUCUGCUCGGCUGUUUGUUAUUUCGGUUACUUCGCAAUAAUAUUUAUUCCGUGAGGAUCGAUUCCUUUUGGAUUCAUUGACUGGAAGUGUGUGAGCAUUUUUAAAAUCCCCAUCGAACGACGUUUUUUUUUCUUUACGGUUGUGCAAAGAAAAUCCAAUCCCAGAAACAAAGAAGAAACGCAACUGUAAAUAAGUAAACUGUUCAGUGAUAGUAUUCUGUGUGCAACAAAUUUUUCACGCGAUUUCAUUUUUAACUAGUUCGUGAAAAAAUAUUUCAACAAACAUUCGUGUGAAGAAAACUCAUCCUACAGAGUGAAAACGAGCCCUGAAAAAAAAAAGAAAAAAGAGAGCAAAAGCUUCAAACUCGCGUCAGCGCAAAGUUCGCUUAAAUGAGUGAUACAAAUCUGAAAUGUUUUGGCAAAACUGGUGGAUUUUCUAUAAAUUUUAAUCAAGACUAUACAUCGCUUUCCGUGGUAUCCAACCAGGGAUAUCGGCUGUUUUCGCUUUCAUCCGUUGAUCGUGUUGACGAAAUCUUCUGUAGCCAUGACGAGGAUGCAAGAAUCGCGGAGAGGUUGUUCAGCAGCAGCUUGGUCGCGGUCGUUACCUCAAGUGAGCCGCGCAAACUUAAGGUGUGUCACUUUAAGAAAGGGACGGAGAUCUGCAACUACAGCUAUCCAUCGGAUAUUCUGUCGGUGAAACUGAAUCGAUCGCGACUGGUCGUAUGCUUAGUGGACAGUAUUUAUAUUCAUAAUAUUCGUGAUAUGAGACUGCUACAUUCCAUCAAAAAUAUGCCGAGCAACCCGGCUGGUCUCUGUACGCUGUCGCUCUCGUCGCAUUUGGCGUACCCGAUCUCAACGGCUGCCGGUGAGCUGCAGAUUUUCGACGCCGGCAAUCUAACGUCCCGGCUGAAGAUCAAGGCACACGAUUCGCCACUAUCGGCGAUGAAUUUCUCCUUCAACGGCACGCUGCUGGCAACGGCGUCCGAGAAGGGAACCGUUAUUCGGGUGUACUGCGUCAAGAAUGGCCAGAAAGUGCACGAGUUCCGGCGAGGUUUGAAACGGCACGUCAGUAUCGGGUCGCUGAAUUUCAGCAUCUGCGCUAGCUACGUGGUCGCCAGUUCGAACACGGAGACUGUACAUAUUUUCAGAAUCGAUCCCAAGUCGAUCGAACAGGCGGAACGUCGGAACCGUAUCGACAGCAGUUCCAACAAUAACGAGGCCGAAUCCGAGGAGACUAUGAACGGGGAAAAGCCCGAAGAUACUUCGCUGGCUGGCUGGGGGAUGAGCCUCAUCACAAAAGCCGUCACCACCUACUUCCCCACCAAUGUGGUGACGGAUGUGUUCUCACAGGAUCGAGCUUACGCUACGGUUCAGCUUGCCGAAGCCGGUCUCCGGUACGAGUGUGUCAUCGCCAAAGUAGAGAAGGAGACGCGUCUGCUGUUGGCAUGUGAGGAUGGUUUCCUGUACAUGUACGAUUUCGAUGACACAAAAGGGGGCGAGUGCAAGCUGAUUAGGGCACAUGAUUUGAGGAUGCCCCUGCAUGGGAUCACGGAGGUCGAUAUCGUCGGCAACGAGAACGAUACUUCAGUUCUCAACGUGAAGAUGACCGCAUCGAUGGUACCAGCGCCUGGCACUUACGCUGGAGUUCUUAAAGGACGCCCCGGAGACAAGAUGUCAGCAGACUCGGACCGUUGUCGCGAUUUGCGUGAGGCUGUCGAAUAUCCAAUCAAAAGCACUAUCCCGCUUUUCGACGAGAUCCAGUUCCCCCCGGUGACCCCGAUCACCGUCGAAUGACUAGCAAGCGACAUCAAGGCGCCUAAGAUCAGUUCCAUCGGCAAUACAGGAAAAAAACGUCACGCCAAAUAAGCCAAGUAGCUUAUGAAUUUAACGUUUUUCACUAGAAAAAGAAAACAGCAGACCGAUCGAGGACUAUUUUUAACAUAAAAUGCAUACGUGUAAACAUUUUUCCCCCAAAUUAAGGUAACAAUUUUUUGCUUUUUUGCGUUUAUUGUACAGUUCUGAAAAUGUGUAUCUCUCUCCUAGUACUUUUAAAGAUCACUUUUUUCUCUUUUUUCCUAUGUAGUUACCUUCUAAAUUUUUUUUCUCAGGAUCUCUAAGAACUAUAGCGAUGAGAUGUCUUUUUUCGUUUUGCAAGCAAAUUUCUGUACCCUUACCUAUCGGCUAACAUCACGUCCGAAUGUUAGUAGCUUUUGUUCAUUUUCGAAGCGAGUAUUCUUUUCAAUGAAAUAGACGAAAUACGCCACAAAUAGUUUUCUUGAAGAUUGUACACACCCUUUUUUAUUCCUUUAACUACACGGGACGGCAGAGAAGCAAGCAAAUAAUGAGAAAAAAACAACUAGUGAGUGCUUCAUCUACUGCCAUAAAAAAGAUUAAAGUUAAUUACUAGUAGUGAAUUGCGAAAAACCUGAAAAAAAUGAUACCAAAAACAGUAUAAAAUAUCGUGUAAAAAUCUACAAAAAUACUCACUGUUAAGUUAAAUGAUAAGUUUUCAAAUGUCAAGUAUACAGAGAGAUGAUGAAAGUAUAUUUUCUUAUUUAUUUUUUAGUGCAAGUUGUAAAUAUCUGAUCAAUGUUUUACGCUAUUUUCUAUUUCCUUAUGGCUGCAGUUACAUUUUUUAACCAUUAUAGUUUUCUUACAUCUCUCAUAUGGAAGCACAAGUUUAUCUUUGUGGUCAGAAAGAAAAGGUGAGAAAAAUAUAAAAAACCAGGACAAGUACCUAAACGUAGAUGACAAAUACGUGUGCAUGGCGAACCACAUCUCCCCGUUACAAAUGUGAAGCAAAACAAAUUUAGUAAGGUGUAUAAGGACACCAUCGUAUCGUUCAAAUAAUGUGAAAGCAUAAUAAAUUAUUGUUCAUCUUGUCGAAACAAUCCAAACCAGCGAGAGUAGGUCACACCGUAGCAAUUCUAAUUUAAUCAGGAAGCAAAUUUCAAAUAAUAGAUUCAAUUAUUCCUCCCUUUUCUCGUUCAGAAAUCACUUCAAUAGACCGAACGUGAAACAAUCCAAAACAGACCACUGUCAAGAAACAAGCUUUCAUCAUGGUUUUUCCUCUCGAACAGAAAGGAAAAACAACACAAAUCAAGCCAUCUUUGCAUGCGACAAACAAAAAUAACAAAGAUCUGUUCAAAGUAAAAUAAAAUAAAAAAUAAAACAGGAACACCACUGUUUAGAGGCAAGAAUAUUGUUAGCUCUAUAACAAAAACAUGAACAUUUCAUCGUGUAUAAAAAAAAAGAAUAUGUAUUUUCAGAGUUUCCAUAAAAGAAAAAAAUAUUGAUUGAAAAAAGUUACAAAAAAAUAAAGAUUAAAUUCGUAUACCUGAUGACCAGCAAAAGCGUAAAAAAUGCGUUUCACUUUC